Molecule: messenger RNA, 3208 nt
Organism: Paraglomus occultum
Lineage: Eukaryota; Fungi; Glomeromycota; Glomeromycetes; Paraglomerales; Paraglomeraceae
Source: the annotation of a GenBank genome assembly
AUGAUGUUUAAUUCUAGAAGAGUGACGCCAUUAUCAGUGGCUCAGAUACCGUCGAUGGAAGAUGACCGCUUUGAGAUUGUAGAAUAUACGUCUACCUCUUAUUGGGAUCGUUUUGUGACUAUGGUGGAAGAGGUAUUAAGAGCCUGGGAAGUCUCCGAUGGUUCUUUUGGAAUAUUUGAUGACUCUAAAUUACAUUUGCUACGGGAACGUGACUUUAAAGUUGUCGAUCCAUAUAUCAGAAAAGAGACAAUUAUACUCGACGAUAAUUCUUACACGCUGUCCUACCACUGCCAUCCCGGUAGCAAAUGGCUUGAUGAAAACACUGCAUCUCGGGAGUCUUCGGAAGAUACGUCGGUAAAUCAACCUCUUAAGACUCCUGAAUUUCUUCCUUUGUCACUUCCAACUUGCUCGUCGGGCGAACAGAUAGAAUUUCACAAUCUACAUCGAUGGACCGGAUGGCGACGUCUUCUAGUCAUCACACCAACAACUCGAUCCGAUAUUUAUAAUACAGGCUCAAUAGAUCGAAGUACUACGGAGCGUGUCUUGAAGUCUUUUGUUAUCGCAUUUAAGAAUAUAAAAUGCAAUCUACCAGUGUUUGCUCCAACCGGACAGAUUUCGAAUUCUUUGUAUGAGGGUCAUUUGUGUUUAUUUCCGCAGGACGGACAAUUUAUGAAAUUUCGAUUUCAUAUGUUACAAGUCCGUGAUGUUCAACCAGCUCAUACUCAUCUAUCGGGGUUGACUUCUCUAUUCUUGGAGAAAUUAAAGUUACAUCAGCGUUGGCGAGAAGAGAGAGAAAACGAGAACGAAAGCACAAUAUCAAAGCUCAAGAUAAAUGUAUCAGCUUUAUUUACUUACGAACUUGUAAAUUUGGAUGAUGACGACUGGCGAAGGUUGGGUGAAGAGUGUGAUACCAUAAGCUCAAGGAGCAAUGCUGCAUUUGACGAGGAUCUGUUUUUGGACGGGUUUGAGCAGGCUGAUGUAGCGUCAUACGCAACAAGAAAUAUCGACUACCAAGAGACGUCUCAGAGUGCCGGGUAUAAACGUACCACGGCCUGUCAAUCCAAGUUACCAUUUGGUCCAGUAAAAGACCCGUUAAUAUCAUUAACACUUACCGUAUUAUUUCCAUCUGCCCCACACGAAGCGUAUACGGAUGAUGAUGUAUACACGGAAAUGGAUGCCGUGGGCGCGCCAAUAUGGUCAUUGACUUGCAAAUUUGCAACCGAAGAGACGCCAUACGCACAGCUUGCCAGUAUUCUCCAAGAAGCUAUUCAAUCCUGGCUAAGAGACAUUUCCAACACCAUAUCGGCAAAUACGCCGAUUUACCAUAGAUUACCCCGACCAGAUUUUGUUCGAACGAAAUCCUUUGCCGAGCAGCAGGAACUGCAAGGAUCAGUUGCACUUACAAUAGUCGAUAUGGUGGAUAUUGAUAACGUGAUGCAUGCUUUAUUUGAUCCGUACAGAAAUGGCGGAUUGGCUCCAGAAACUGCCACGGAACCUACAAUUUUGCCGAACGGCAUAACGUUCAUGAAUGCGACUGCACUCGAUCUUAAUUUCAGACAUGGUACGAUAGUACCGGCAAUGUCACUCUUGUGGAACUUGCUAGAAUACCUGUUGGAAUCGGUUUCUCCUGCAACCAACAGCCAAUCCUCCUUGAUGGGAUCGUUAAAGAUUAUAUGGAAUGAGAUGCUGAAGCGUAUCAGGCAGUGUUGGGAACGGAGGGAAACGGUACCCAAUGUUGACAUAUACCGCAUGUUGGAUAACAGAGAGCGGAAUUAUGCUCGAGAUGGUUUCGCAAAUAACGGCCUGUCCAAGUCGUCAACCGAACACAAUGAUCGAAAACGGAUAGGAAUCGAUCUUCGUUUUAAUAUUGUUCAUCAAAAGCUCUGCAUGAUCAAUUGCUGUAUUGAGCGCUUAAGAAAACUGCAACGGGAUGGUACUCCAUUAUCCACAAGCCCACACUCACUUCGCCGAAGAAUUCCCUCUAGCAGCUCGUUAAACUCAUCCUUUACAAAUAUUUUAAAACCCAAAAUACCUCAACCGUCACCAUCUGGAAGCAUACCGAGACAAUUUGAAAGCGAAAACGUUGACGCUGUACUCAUUAACUCCUUCAACAGUAUAUCCACGGAUGACUUGCCGUCGAUUGACCCGUCGUCUUCGGUGAUUCUUGUCGGUAAUAACUCGGAUAUCUUUUCUACUAGCGCUUCGGUUACUAGUUCUCCGUCAUCCGCAGUCUUCCCAGUACCAAGUCGAAUGGAUAAAUAUGUCAAUCCAACCCAGUCGCCGACCAUAAAUGACUUGAUAUUUGUCGAGAAAGAAAUGAUCAACGACGAAGUUACCGGGACGUUGGAUUAUCAAAAUAGUCGGUCUGCCGCUGCUGCUCAACCUCAACUAAUGAACGGUUCUUCAGUGAUCGGAAACGCUUUUUCACCAACGCCUUCGGAAUAUUCCGAUCCCAAUCAAAGUUCUCUAUUAACCGAUUCUUUUGUUCAACUGAGUUACUCGUCCAGUUCAGAAUCGAUUUCGGGAUUCGACUGUGGCUAUGGGAGUAGUAGUAAACCGGGAUCGAACGAGAGUAUCAGCAUCAACGGUAGCUCGGGUGAAGUUAUUGAUGAGCACGUGAGGGAAGGGCAUUUAUACAUGCUGGCAGGAAUUCGUUUGCAAAAGACGGGAGAACCGGUCUGGGUACCAGAGACACAAGAUGCAGGUCUUUUAACCGAGGAUAUGGUCAGAGAGCAGGAAGAAUUUUUGGCGAAUUUAGGGUGUUCGGAAUCUGCUAGUAGAAAACGCGCAGAAAUUCAGUCUUCUUGUUUAAAGUCAGAUAUGGAGGCCUUUAAAGCUGCUAAUCCGCAGGCAACUCUCGAAGAUUUUGUUCGGUGGCAUUCACCACGCGAUUGGAUCCCGGACGAAGGGGACGAUCCGGACAAAGGCUGUUUAAGCCCGCGAAUGUUGAAGGAAGGAAACUUUUGGCAAAACUUAUGGGAGAGGGCACGCCGAGUUCCAGUCAGUCGACAAAAGCCGUUGUUUGACUAUUUAGUUGAAGGAGAGAAGGCAUUGAAAUAUCUUGAAGACAUUUUAAUUGACGAUCUUUUUGUUCAGUUAUUGCCAACCAUGUUCCUCAUUGCCUAUGAUACGCUAGCCUCGCAUUCGAUUGCCUGUGAAAUCAAGCCUGUUACGUUAGGUCUAGCGGAAUUGGCCCAAGCAUUGACGC